CUUGGCGCGGGGGGCGGCGCGGCGCGGCGCAACGAUCGGAGGCGGCCGCUGCCGGCUGCGGCUUGAGCGGCUAGUCCUGGCCUCGGAGACCUCGCGCUUGCCGCCCGGAGCCGCUGCUGGAAAGGGGGGCCGCAGGAUGGCUUUGGCAGACAACGCCAGCGGUGCCAGUCCCAGGGAGGGCUCAGCUUUCCCAGAGAUCGUGGAGCUGAACGUGGGUGGGCAGGUCUACCUCACCCGCCACAGCACCCUGAUGGGCAUGCCCGGCUCCUUCCUCUGCGAGCUCUUCAGCCAGCAGAGCGCCCAGGCCUUGGCCCGGGAUAGCAAAGGCCGCUUCUUCGUCGACCGGGACGGCUUCCUCUUCCGCUACAUCCUGGACUACCUGAGGGACCGGCAGCUGGUGCUUCCCGAGCGCUUCCCUGAGCGGAGCCGCCUGCAGCGGGAGGCCGAAUUCUUCAAGCUGCCCGAGCUGGCCAAGAGCCUGGCACCCAAGAUCAGCCAGCAAGACUCCCUGGGUGAGGAGCCCUGCGCCAGCGACCCCGAGGAGCUCUCCCCCAGCACAGAGGCCGCUCGCACUCUGGGGGCAGCUGGCGCGCUCUUGUCCAGCCUCCCUGGCAGCUCCCUGACCGCCACAGCUGGAGCCGGUGGGGGGCAGGAGGCCCGACGGUCCGGCUUCAUCACCAUCGGCUAUCGGGGCUCCUACACUCUGGGGAGAGACAGCCAAACGGACGCCAAGUUCCGGCGGGUGGCGAGAAUCAUGGUGUGUGGGAAGACCUCCCUGGCGAAGGAGGUCUUUGGGGAGACCCUCAACGAGAGCAGGGACCCUGACCGGCCCCCCGAGCGCUACACCUCCAGGUACUACCUCAAGUUCACCUUCCUGGAGCAGGCCUUCGACCGGCUGGCCGAUGCCGGCUUCAACAUGGUGGCCUGCAACUCCACUGGGACGUGCGCCUUUGCCCACGAACAGACGGACGACAAGAUCUGGACCUCGUACACGGAGUACGUUUUCCACCGCGAGUGACUCCCUGGGGCCCCAGCAAAAGCAAAGCGCCAAAGCCGGUGACCCCCCCCCCCCAUGCUCUGCUGAUGCCGGUUUCAUUUAGUGGCCUCUGACUUUGAGUCUCUUCCCUUCCAUGUGUCCAGCCUGAACCCAGCAGCUGCUGAGGGACGCCAACCCUUCUGCCCCACCUCAGCCCCUCCCGGAGCAGGGAUGCGGUAUGGCUGGGGGGGGGGCUGGGGGCCCUGCAAGAUUGUGCAGCAAUGCUCGGCUAGUUCCUGCCAAGUAAAGACCGGGGGAGGGGGGGGGCUUCAUUGCGGGCCUCGCAGGGGCACUUGGUAGCCUUGCAAUGAACUAAGUUCGGACUGACCUGACGGGAUGCCCUUGCCAGACGCCCUGCCGCCAGCGCCUUCCCCGUCCCUCCUCUGAGCAGCUUGGGUGCCAGGGCUGCUUUUGAAGGGCAGCAGAGCAAAAGCACUAAAACCCCUUGCCUCAUAUGACCACCUGGCAUGGCUAAAUAUACCCAUUUCCCUUGAUUGAAGUGGGGGUGACUGCGACCUCGGUGCCCAGUUUGAGGAGGUGCCAGGGGUCCCGGGGGCAGUGGGCUCUUUGCACACCAAAAGCCUCGCUCACUUUCUAAAGUGCCCCCUAAACUUUCUGUUAGAAAGAAGGAGCGUGUGGGGAGGGGGUGCAGGGUGGAUGUCCCUCGCCCAGGGUACAAGCAGCGCAUAUUCACCAACCUGGUGCUGUCUGGCAGAGCCCCACAUUAAGGGGCCACGUUAGGGUUGCAGAAAGCCUGACCUUCAGGGGAGCGUCUUGCUCCUAGCUGGAAGAAAGGCCACCUCAGGUGCGUGCCAGCAGAAGCCCCAGGUGCUUAAAGGCUGCCCUUGAGUGUCCUCCUCCCUCCCCCACAGCUGUUUGAGUUACAGAGGUGGGGAGGGGAAGUCUACAGGUGAGCAUUGUCCUAGGUGGAGGCCAGCAAAGCUCUUCACGGUGUAUUUUGAGCUGGGUUGCUCCUGUGGCAGGUUCAGGGGCCACACCUAAUAAAGGAACAAAAUAUC
This is a messenger RNA of Pseudonaja textilis, 2055 nucleotides long. Its product is annotated as BTB/POZ domain-containing protein KCTD12-like. NCBI's taxonomy places the organism in Eukaryota, Metazoa, Chordata, Lepidosauria, Squamata, Elapidae. Gene Ontology annotation, molecular function: protein binding. Gene Ontology annotation, cellular component: signaling receptor complex. Gene Ontology annotation, biological process: protein homooligomerization; regulation of G protein-coupled receptor signaling pathway. The record is from RefSeq and is a predicted model, not a curated record.